Messenger RNA from Maylandia zebra (zebra mbuna), 1356 nucleotides. The record is from RefSeq and is a predicted model, not a curated record. Lineage: Eukaryota; Metazoa; Chordata; Actinopteri; Cichliformes; Cichlidae.
AUGAGCUGGAGUUUUCUGACUCACCUGCUGGAAGAAAUCCACAACCAUUUUACAUUUGUGGGCAAGAUCUGGCUCACUGCUCUCAUUGUUUUCCGCAUUGUGCUAACAGCCGUAGGAGGAGAGUCAAUCUACCACGAUGAACGAAGCAAUUUUGUCUGCAACACAGCCCAGCCAGGCUGUGAGAACGUAUGCUACGACGCCUUCGCUCCACUCUCACACGUCCGCUUCUGGGUCUUUCAAAUUAUCCUGGUGGCCACCCCUUCAGUUAUGUACCUGGGCUACGCUGUCAACAAAAUUGCUCAGGCAGAGGAGAAGGCAGAAAGUGGGGGAGUGAAUGGAUUUUCCCAGAAGAAACCCAAGAAGCACUAUCUUGCAGGCAGAAAGCAGCACAGGGGCAUUGAAGAGGCUGAGGAUGACGACGAGGAAGACCCGAUGAUCUAUGAAGUGGCAGAGGUGGAGAACGACGAUUGUGAAGCAGAAAAGGGAGGCAGCUGUGAUAGAAAAGUAAAAGCCAAAGUACGCCAUGAUGGGCGUCAUCGUAUCAAAGAGGAUGGAUUGAUGUGCCUUUACAUCUUCCAACUCCUGUUGCGCUCCUUGCUGGAGGUUGCUUUCCUCUAUGGUCAGUACACCCUCUAUGGCUGGUCCGUUCCUGCCAUCUACGUAUGCGAAGAGCAGCCCUGUCCUUAUAAGGUGGACUGCUUUGUGUCGCGACCAACUGAGAAGACAAUCUUUCUCCUCAUCAUGUACACAGUCUCCCUGCUCUGUCUAACACUCAAUAUAUGGGAGAUGCUUCACCUGGGCAUAGGUACCAUGUGUAAGAUAAUACACUCGACGAAGCUCCCCAAUGAGGAGCUCUACGGGCUGGCAAGAGGACAAGGCCGUCUUAACAAGGUGAGAUUGAGUGACCCAUUUUCUUGGAAUGCACCAGCGCCUCCACCUGGGUACAACAUCGCCAUCAAACCUCCUCUGGUAGGUAAAGGGAACCACAACCAACCACUACCCAUCACUGAUCUAACUAAUGCCAAGCUGGCAUGUCAGCAGAAUCACGUGAACAUUCCCCAAGAGGAGCGUCAACAGAACGGCAUUAAUGAUGAAAACCAGUGCAGAGCUGGGAAGGGAAAUGCACCCAGGGCUGUUCAUAAGGACAGUGGUAGACCUCAGAAAAUCCUGGAGGGUGAUAAUCAGACCUACAUCCAGCUGCAGAGCCACACUAACAACCGCAGCACGCCCCACCGUGAACGUAAACACCAGCAGACCAACAGACAUGCCUCCAGCAGGGCAUAUACAGACAGAGGUAGCAGCGGCACCAGCAGUAGCAGCAAAUAUGGAGUCAAAAAGGGUUCAGAGUGGAUUUGA